Messenger RNA from Trichomonas vaginalis G3, 1305 nucleotides. Its product is annotated as amino acid transmembrane transporter protein. NCBI's taxonomy places the organism in Eukaryota, Parabasalia, Trichomonadida, Trichomonadidae. The record is from RefSeq and is a predicted model, not a curated record. The transcript has a single exon. Gene Ontology annotation, biological process: amino acid transmembrane transport. Gene Ontology annotation, molecular function: amino acid transmembrane transporter activity. Bases 1 to 1305 code for a protein of 434 amino acids.
AUGAAUGAUGAUCAUGCUAAUGUUCCUUUACUUCAAGAACCAAAUAUAACAGCAUUUGAUGCUACAGAUACAACGAGGACUACACCAGAUAAACCACCGCGUUAUGUUGGUGGAUUUUCCACUGUCAUGAAUAUGUUAAACACCUUAAUGGGUGCAGGAGUACUCGGAAUUGCAGAUUCAUUCAGAUUUACUGGUUUUGUACCAUCGUUUGCCAUGAUGCUUAUUAUUGCAAUCCUGUCCUACGUUGCAACACAAAUGGUCGUAACAUUACAACUGAGAAAACACACAAAAUCAUUCGAACAAUUAACAGAAAUGACAUUAGGCAAAAUCGGAAGUACUAUUUAUUCAAUCGCCGCAACAUUCUUUUGCUUAUCGGCUUUAGUUGUAUUCUUAAUCAUCUCAGGAGGCACAGUACAAUCAUGGAUUAACUACUCAAAUUGGAAGAUAGAAGAUGGAUCAUGGCGCUACAGAUUCAUUUUACUUGGUUACGCACUAGUUUUACCAGUUGCGUUAACAGUUCCAAAGAAUAUGCACUUUUUAUCAUAUUUCAGCACAUUUUCCAUCGUCUGUCUCUUCACAUUUGUCUUUGUUGUCAUCAUCAAAGGCAUACAGAUGCUUCCAAAGCAAGGUAUUCAUGAAACUUGCAUAAUCGCACAUAUAAACUCCGGAAUUUUCAACGCACUCGCUAUUUACUCUCUUACAUUCGCUCUGGCUGCUGUCGUCAUGCCAGUCAUUGCUCCCUCUGAGCCAAGAUUGAAUCUCAGAUCUGUAACUGUCGGUGUCACGUUUUUCCUUAGUUUCCUUUGUUCAUCAAUUCCAGGUGUCAUUGGAUACUUGAUAUUCGGAACAACAGUCAAACCGGUUCUUCUCGAGUCAUUCCCACCAAAUGAUGUAUUAACAAUCAUUGUUCGCGCUGCAUUUUUCAUUGUCGUUAAUGCAUCAUAUCCUGUCGUGUCUCUGACAGUCGGAUCAAGUUAUGCACGUGCUAUAUUCGGUGUUAACUCCGCUUUGGAGCUAAACGGAUGGAGAAGAAUUUUGAUAUUAUUUAUCUUGAACGUUAUACCAGUUCUGAUUGCUAUGUUCCUUCCAAAUAUCCGUCCUGCACUUGCUAUUGGUGGCGCCAUUGGCGGCUGCUUGUCCAAUUUCGUAUUCCCAUCUCUUAUUUGGAUAAGAGCAAGCGGAAGAAGGGUUUCUCACUGGACUAACAUCCUCUGUAUCUUCCUUUGCAUCUUCGGCAUUGUUUCUCUCCUUAUUUCUACUUAUGAAUCAGUUCUUGAUGCAAUUCACCAGUUUUCUGGAAAAUAA